AUGUCGACUUCCGAGCCAACCCAUACACCACGAUUCCGUCCCUUCUCAGUCCACGUCCACCCCAUUCCUCCGACCGAACCAAAGACAUGUGCAUACGAGCGCCGCCAUUCCAACUCUGCCAAGUGCAAGAACGCCUUGGUCUUCAUUGGUGGGCUGGGCACUGGUCCGCAUACAACCCCCUACCUAGGACCUUUGAAUGACGCCUUGGAACGUGCGAGUUUGAAAGAUGGAAACGGCGUGCGCUAUAGUAUUUGGGAACUGAGAAUGCGGAGCAGUUAUACAGGGUUCGGAUAUGGAAGCUUGAAGGAGGAUGCUGAAGACUUGAAGGAGUUGGUGCAGUAUCUGAAAGAGAUUGGGAAGGAAAAAGUUGUGUUGAUUGGAAGUUCAACUGGAUGUCAGGCCAUCAUGACAUACGCAACUACCCUGCCAGCGCCUCCCCUGGUUGACGGCUACAUCAUGCAAGCUCCAACUUCAGAUCGUGAAACAGCUGGACUGCUCAUGCCACAGGAUCUUCUCUCCGCUAGUCUCAAGCACGCCGAAGACCUCAUUGCGAAAGGAGAAGAAAAGACUAUCAUGUCUAGCUCCUUCAUCCCACCCAUUAUCACAUCUCCGGUAACAGCAUACCGCUGGCACUCUCUAGUCUCUGUGGGAGGCGACGACGACUUCUUCUCUUCCGAUCUACCAGUUUCGACCCUCCAGUCCACAUUCGGUAAACUGGACAAGCCGACGUUGAUUCUGAUAUCAGAGAAAGACGAGAUGGUCCCCCCGACCGUGGACAAGGAAGCCCUGCUCAAGAGGUGGAUUGGCACGAUUCCAGAUGGGCUGGCGAGUAAGCAGUGUCAGAUUAUUCUGUUCGAUGCUGACCAUGAGCUCUCUGGUGAUGAAGCAAUGCGGCACUUCAUCGAGACGGUUGUCAAAUUUCUCGAGGGAAUUGAUGCGGUAUCAGUUGGACAAUCAUGA
Alternaria triticimaculans is the source of this 960-nucleotide messenger RNA. RefSeq lists its product as uncharacterized. The transcript is spliced from 2 exons. Bases 1 to 960 code for a protein of 319 amino acids. The record is from RefSeq and is a predicted model, not a curated record. Lineage: Eukaryota; Fungi; Ascomycota; Dothideomycetes; Pleosporales; Pleosporaceae.